GUUGGGAGCCUCGCGGGCGCGGUGCCGUUACUCGCAGUUGGGCAGCGACGGGCACACAGUGCUGAGCGCACAUUGCGCCUUAGCAGCCACGGCUGCUGCCCUCACACCCCCUGCGCUGGUGCAGCCACACUCGCUCCCUCUGCUCUUCCCUUCGCUCACACCAGGACUGCUCAGCUGACCGAAGAGCAGAUGGCUGAGUUCAAGAAAGCUUUCUCCCUAUUUGACGAAGAUGGCGAUGGCACCAUCACAACAAAGGAAUUUGGAACUGUCAUGAGGUCACUGGGACAGAACCCAGCAGAAGCCGAAUUGCAGGCCAUGAUCAAUGAGGUGGAUGUUGACGGAAAUGGCACCGUAGACUUCCCAGAAUUUUUGACUAUGAUGGCUAGAAAAAUGAAAGAUACAGACAGCGAAGAAGAAAUUCGUGAGGCAUUCCGAGUCUUUGACAAGGAUGGCAAAGGUUAUAUCAGUGUGGCGGAGCUACGCCACAUCAUGACCAACUUAGGAGAAAAACUAACAGAUGAAGAAGUAGAUGAAGUCAUCACAGAAGCAGAUAUUGAUGGAGAUGGACAAGUCAACUAUGAAGAAUUUGUACAGAUGAUGACUGCAAAAUGUUCUACUUUAAACUACAUUCCCCCCUUCUAG
Messenger RNA from Zalophus californianus (California sea lion), 642 nucleotides. RefSeq names its product neo-calmodulin-like. The record is from RefSeq and is a predicted model, not a curated record. Gene Ontology annotation, molecular function: calcium ion binding; enzyme regulator activity. The transcript has a single exon. Bases 190 to 642 code for a protein of 150 amino acids. NCBI's taxonomy places the organism in Eukaryota, Metazoa, Chordata, Mammalia, Carnivora, Otariidae.